Molecule: messenger RNA, 435 nt
Organism: Drosophila arizonae
Lineage: Eukaryota; Metazoa; Arthropoda; Insecta; Diptera; Drosophilidae
Product: elastin-like
Source: RefSeq, a predicted model, not a curated record
AUGUCAAUUAUUAAGGUGCUGCUGCUUAGCUGCCUGGCCUAUGGAGUCGUAGCCGUGCCUCCAGUCCCGCCGUAUGUGUCGCCAAUUGGAGCUGUAUCGCCGGGUUACAGACCCGGUCUUCCAGGCCCUAUUGCUUACGGAUCUGUGUUGGGUGGAGGCAUUGGAGGCGUUAGUAGAAUUGGAGGAGUUGGUGGAAUUGGAGGCAUUGGUGCAAUAGGUGGAGUUGGAGGAAUUUCAUCCGGCUAUCCGUAUGGUAGAGUUAACCAGCAGAUACCUGCUUACGGAUCCCUCAUUGGUCGUAAAUUCGGUGCUCCCGUUGGCAUUGUUGGUCGUCCUCGCAUAAACCCUGGCUACCAACAAGGCAUUGUGUCUCCAAUCUCUUCAGGUUAUGGCUACCAGGGAAUCCCCAAUAAAUAUUCUCGUGGUCCCUAUUAA